Closterium sp. Naga37s-1 is the source of this 1161-nucleotide messenger RNA. Lineage: Eukaryota; Viridiplantae; Streptophyta; Zygnematophyceae; Desmidiales; Closteriaceae. The record is from the annotation of a GenBank genome assembly.
AUGCCAUCUAGCAGCUCCUUUUUCGUCCUCGACAUUGGGAAAUCCGGCGGCGGCGGCGUGAGCGGCGGCGGCGGCGGUUUCGCGUCGUUUCUGCUCGCGGCGAGACCGUAUCUUGUAGCUGCCGCCGUGAUUCUCGCUCUCGAGCUACCGUUUGUACUCUUCUUUCAGCCAUGGCGAGUCGCCCAGGUCGAGCCGCGAAUCGACGCCGCGUUGCAACCCGAAGGCGGUGGCCUUGCCGGGUGUAAGAUAAGCGCUGCGCAAUGCCGAGCGGAAGAAAACUACUGGCUGAACGUGCAACGGCGCAAGGACUUCAAUGGCGGCCAUUUUCAGCCGUUAGAUGUAACGGACGGUGCAGAUAUGCUCAUCCGCAUCCUCGUGCCCACGUACCAGUGCCCCGGGGAGGAGCGGCUGGGCGUGUGGGGUGAUGGUGGCAAGUGGACAUGCAUGCUGCCUUCCACCAUUCAACCCAAGCCCAUCGUGUACAGCAUCGGCAGCAACGAGUCGUUUUCCUUUGAGAGUGAGAUAAGCGCGGAGCUGCACAUCCGCACGGACACCUUCGACCCCUUCAUCCCCCCCGAGGCUCAGGCGCGCAUGAAGGCCCUCCCCUUCCUGCGCUUCCACAGCAUUGGCGUUGCCAGCGCUGCGGAUAUCAACGAAUACAAGAAGUGGUACCCCAAGAAGCAGUUCAUGCGGUUAAACGAGAUCAUGAAGCGGCUGGGGCACUCGUAUAUCGACGUGCUGAAGGUGGACUGCGAGGGGUGCGAGGAGCACUUCAUUCACGAGCUGGUGAGGGCCAACCACAACAAGAUGGGCGCGCUCACCAUCCAUGGGGGCAGGCUGCCGUUCGGACAGAUGCUGUGUGAAUUCCACAGAACGGACAUGCCGAACCGCACGCUGCCACUGGUGUACGGAAUGGAGAGCCUGGGGUACCGCAUGUUCCACGUGGAGCCCAACCCGCAGUGCCUGCACUGCCAGGAGAUCGCCUUCAUCCACGAAACCCUCGUCAAGCCCUCCCCCACCGCUGACUGCCGGCCUUUCCUGCAGCAGAGCAGCAACGGGCUUGCGCAGUUGCUAGAUGCCGGAGGAGACAAGGGGCAAGCUGCUGCAGGCAGCAAGCGUGAGGAAGGGGCUGCUGUUGACAGCUCGCUCGAUUCGCCGUAG